CCUACGAAACAACCGAAGCAGUCCAACCAGUUUGCAGAUCACAACCAGCGGCGGGUCGCCUCCUGAACAACAACACAGGGUGAUUGUUUGGGUUUAUUGUGAGUCGGAACAGCAUAGCCUAAGAAAAGAAAAGCUGCGUCUGUUUUCGCCUUUAUUGCGCGGAGGCUAUCCGAACGCCUAGCUUGUUAGCUAACAGUGUUCAAGAUGAACGGCGAGUUGAACGGUUUCCAUAACAACUCGUCCGCCGACGACGACUGCUUCCUCUUCACGUCCGAAUCUGUAGGAGAAGGACAUCCUGAUAAGAUUUGCGACCAAAUCAGUGAUGCGGUUUUGGAUGCGCACCUCACUCAAGACCCAGAUGCCAAAGUCGCUUGUGAGACGGUCGCUAAGACGGGGAUGAUCCUGCUGGCUGGGGAGAUCACCUCCAGGGCUGUUGUAGACUACCAGAAGAUUGUGCGAGAGACAAUCAAGCAUAUCGGUUAUGACGAUUCCUCCAAAGGCUUUGACUACAAGACCUGCAAUGUGCUGGUGGCUUUGGAGCAGCAGUCCCCCGACAUCGCUCAAGGCGUUCACCUGGACCGCAAAGAGGAGGACGUGGGGGCCGGCGACCAGGGUCUGAUGUUCGGCUAUGCCACCGAUGAAACGGAGGAAUGCAUGCCUCUCACUAUCGUGCUGGCCCACAAGCUCAACGCCAAGAUGGCCGAGUUACGCCGUGACGGAACGCUGCCGUGGCUCCGCCCGGAUUCCAAAACUCAGGUGACCGUCCUGUACAAACAGGACAGCGGCGCCGUGAUUCCGCUGCGCGUCCACACCAUCGUCAUUUCCGUGCAGCACGACGAGUUUGUCAGUCUGGAUGAAAUGCGUCACAGUCUGAAGGAGCAGGUGGUCAAAGCGGUGGUCCCUCCGGCCUAUCUGGAUGAUAAUACCAUCUAUCACCUGCAGCCCAGUGGUCGCUUUGUCAUCGGUGGGCCGCAGAGCGAUGCCGGUCUGACUGGCCGCAAGAUCAUCGUUGAUACUUACGGAGGCUGGGGGGCCCAUGGCGGUGGGGCUUUUUCAGGCAAGGACUAUACCAAAGUGGACCGCUCCGCCGCCUAUGCGGCUCGUUGGGUGGCCAAGUCGCUGGUGAAAGCGGGGCUGUGCAGGCGCGUUCUGGUCCAGGUGUCCUACGCCAUCGGGGUGGCGCAUCCUCUCUCCGUGUCCAUCUUCCACUACGGGACCUCCCAGAAGAAUGAACGUGAGUUGCUGGACAUCGUAAGGAAGAAUUUCGACCUACGUCCAGGAGUCAUCGUGAGGGAGUUGGACCUAAAGAAGCCCAUCUACCAGCGCACUGCAGCUUACGGUCACUUUGGUCGUGUCCUCUUUUCGUGGGAGGUUCCCAAAGAGCUCAAAUACUAAAUCUCCCCCCCUCCAAAAAGCUCACCUUACCAACUCUUCCCGCUAUCCUCUUCUUUUGCGCAAAUAGCCCCAUCACUGCCACAUUUGCCGCUCUAUGUACUUCAGCCGUUUUGUCUUCUUGUUGAACCCCAUUUAAGAUCCGUGUAACGCUCGCGCCAAAUGUCAGCGGGGUUACAUUGGCAUUUGUAGACAUUCUGCUCAAGCCAGUCAAGCGCACAAACUUCUCCGUGUUGUCCCUUCACGCCAUUUUCUUUCUGACGUUUUACAGAGAAGUCAGAAGCUGCUCAUGACCAUUUUGCCGUGUUGGGCUUCACGUAAAUGUCACUCCAUUUUGUAAUGUCCUCGAAAUGUUAGGGGUCCGUUCUAAACGAGGUUAAGUGUUCUGGGUGUCAUUUCAGCGUUAGCCCCCCCCUGGUCCUACCUGGCCCGUACUUGAAGCAUAAAAAUGUCUUUUGACCGUGAAGACCGAAAAGGUAGUAUGUCUACUUCCUGCUUGUUGUCAAGUCGCACAUAAUAGUUGCCCGUUCUAUGGCGUUAGUUUUGCACUGCUGAUGAAAGACGAUCAGAUUUCGCUUGUUGAAUUUGCGAUACUCCCCUCACAAUUUGCGCCUGCUUAAAUGUGAGCCCUAUUUUCAAGCAAGCUGCGGCCAAAGCAUUUGUGUUAUUUAUUAUUAUUAUUUUUUAACAGUCAAGCAAAUGCUCGUCACCUUGUUCGCUCCAAAGACUUGUUAAAGCACGUGAUAAUCUUUCUUUCCGCCCAAUUGAGAUUGUUUGCAUUUUGCCAAAAAGAUUGCGACGAUAAGCUGCUUACUCACUUAGGCCUUUUAUACAGAACACAGUCAAGCGGGACAUUGCCGCAAACAAAUGGCGACACAUCCAUCUACUAUUCAGAUAAUUAUUUUUGAAUUUGUCACACCAGAUGCUGAUGUCAUCACAGAUCUAAUUAUCUGAAAGCUGGAUUAGACAGUGGUGGUAAUAUUUAAUCUUGCUGGGUUCCGUGUAAAAGGUACAGGUGGGCAAGUUGUUUCUUACCGCAUUGUGAAAUUUCCCUGCCUGCGUUAUGGCUGGUUGACUUUGUUCCCCCUUUCCAUAUCAGGCCAGUUUUUACGGAACAGUGACGCAUAAAAAUCUCGUUAGAUGAAAGAGGCUUUGGCAAAGCGUCUCUGACACCACCUUGUGGUUCCUGGAGUGUACUACAGAGAAACUUUCAGCGAGCCACGGGUGGGUGGUGCAAAGAGCGUGUGUGUUGAAUCAUCAGGUAAAAAAAGACUUCCCAGUGACUACUUAACAUUGUUUACGUCCACAUGAUGGGAGGGACCGAAAUUGGCUGGUGUUGUACAGAGAAACCAGCUUGUUUACGUGGGAUCUCCCAUCGUUAAAAUUGUUCUGUGAAGAAAAAAGUUUGUCAGUAUGUGCGCUUGCUGAUUGUGUAAGUGCCUUUUCGCAUUUUUCCCACCCACUCCUGUUCCUUUGUUGUCCACUGUUUCACCCUCAAGGGUCUGACCUGCUGUUGAGUUUCUCUCUCUCUCUCAAACCCUUCAAAAUAAACUGCAUGCUUUGCUCAUGCA
Molecule: messenger RNA, 2963 nt
Organism: Syngnathus acus (greater pipefish)
Lineage: Eukaryota; Metazoa; Chordata; Actinopteri; Syngnathiformes; Syngnathidae
Gene: mat2aa
Product: methionine adenosyltransferase II, alpha a
Exons: 9
Coding region: 205-1395 (396 amino acids)
Biological process (GO): S-adenosylmethionine biosynthetic process
Cellular component (GO): cytosol; methionine adenosyltransferase complex
Molecular function (GO): ATP binding; methionine adenosyltransferase activity
Source: RefSeq, a predicted model, not a curated record